AUGAAGACUCCGUGUGUCUCUCUGCUCCUCGGUGUGUGUGUGCUGCUGCUGUCUGCACCCACUGUUUCUGCAGUGUCUCUGUCUGUCAGUCCAAACCUUCAGCAGUUCUUCAGAGGAUCUUCUCCAGUUUAUCUGAGUUGUGUUGAUGAUGGACAGACAGCUGAUGGAUGGACAGUGAAGAGGACCAGAGGAGGACUCACUGAGGACUGUGGAGCAGCUCCAGACUUUGGGAGGCUUCUUGGUUCCUCCUGUGUUGUGGAUCUUUCUGCUCCCAGUGAAACCUUCUGGUGUGAGGACUCCUCUGGACAGCAGAGUGACAGAGUCUCCAUCAGUGUCUCAGAAGGAGGUGUGAUCCUGGAGAUUCCUGCACUUCCUGUCAUAACAGGAAGUGAUGUCACUUUGUACUGUACACCCAAAGAGGGAGAAAGACGAAAAUCUUACUUCAUCAGAGAUAAUGUUCCACUUGGAUCUGGACCUGAAGGAAAGUGGAUUCUCUCUAAAGUCAACCGGUCUGAUGAAGGUCUCUACUCGUGUUCUACUGAUAUUCAUCCACGUUCUCCUCAGAGCAGACUGAGGGUCAGAGACUUCUCCUCCCCUCGUUCUUCUGCUCCCACCAUCUCCCCUCCUCCUCCCUCUCCCUCUAUGUCAGUGCUCAGACUCGCCUUGCACCUGGUGGUCUUCUGUCCAUACGUGGCCUGUACUGCUCUGCUGCUGUCAAUCUUCUCCACCAGCUCAGGUAACACACCUUUUGUUUCCAUGGAAACGAGCCAUCCUGCUGUACAGGAUGAUGCCACUGCUGAUGUCACCACUGAACAUCACUUCUGACCUGAUGGAGCUGAUCUCUGAGCUGACAGGAAGUGAAGGAGGUGAAGCAGCUGGGAUGUUCCUGUUUCUGUCCCAGAGUCAAACCUGUGCUUUGUACAGACUCCUCAGUCUGAUCUUUGAGUCAGUCAGUGAACUUAUCAGUGAACUGUUCACCUGUUGAUUGGAUGGAUACAAACAUUAACCUUGUGCUUUUAUUGUUUAAUGCUUCAAGUGUUUACUGCUGAUCAGCAAAUCCGUUUUUUAAUAUGUGCUAUACUGUAAGGUAAAGACUUUACAGUAAUACAGAGAAAAGAUCAGAUCAGACAACUGGUAUGAUCAGGCACUUUGUGACAGUGGGAAUGAAAAGCUGAACUGAUCAGUGAUUGGAUCAAACAGUCUCUGAGUAAGAACUGACUCCUCUGAUUCUGUGUUGAUUUGUGCUUUAAUAAAACAUUUAAACAUUA
Messenger RNA from Oreochromis aureus, 1268 nucleotides. RefSeq lists its product as uncharacterized. The coding region runs from base 1 to 825 and encodes 274 amino acids. NCBI's taxonomy places the organism in Eukaryota, Metazoa, Chordata, Actinopteri, Cichliformes, Cichlidae. The transcript is spliced from 6 exons. Gene Ontology annotation, molecular function: transmembrane signaling receptor activity. Gene Ontology annotation, biological process: cell surface receptor signaling pathway. The record is from RefSeq and is a predicted model, not a curated record.